CCCUAAAGUCGUCUGUGAACUUGUCAAUUCACAGUGGUCACCUCGGCCGCAACCCAUUGCCGAGGUUCGAGACGGGAGAGAGAGAGAUGGUUGGCGGCGUAGUAGCAGUAGCAGGCCGAGCGGUGCCGCCGACCUUAAAAAUAGCAAGUCUAUGCGGCUCUCUCCGCCAGGGCUCUUUCAAUCGAGGCCUUCUCCGAACUGCGACGAAGAUAUGCAAAGAGUCGGUGGAGGGAAUGGAGAUCGAAUACGUGGAUAUAGCUCCGCUUCCGAUGCUGAACACCGACCUCGAGAUAAACGGCGGCUUUCCUCCGCCGGUUGAAGCUUUCCGGCGCAAGAUUCAGCAAGCUGACGCUUAUCUCUUCGCUUCGCCCGAGUACAAUUACUCUGUCACUGGACCUUUGAAGAAUGCCAUUGACUGGGGAUCUCGACCGCCAAAUGUUUGGGGUGAUAAGGCUGCAGCUAUUAUAAGCGCUGGAGGAGGGUUUGGAGGGGGGAGAUCACAGUACCAUCUCCGCCAAAUUGGUGUGUACAUCGAUCUACAUUUCAUAAACAAGCCAGAGUUUUUCCUGAAUGCCUUCCAACCUCCUAUGAAGUUUGACAACGAAGGUAACUUGAUCGACGAGGAGGCCAAGGAGCUUGUGAAAGCAAUUCUGCUAUCUUUAAAGGCCUUCACCUUGCGACUCCAGCACAAAGGAUGAGCCAUUUUGUUCUUUCACCAUGGAAAUGCAUGCAUGAACUCACCGAACUUGUAUUGUUCUUACUUCUGGUGUGUUGUAUGCUCUGAAAUAAGCUUCCCCCGGCUCAGUCCUUGUUGCCGCUUAUUAUAUGUUAGCCAGGAAUUUCUUCCAUUUCAUAGUGGUAGUCUCAGUCUGUCUUCAUGCGGGACAACAGGAGGAUCUUAUUUUAAUUAUGCUUACUUCCUUUGACCUUCGAAUUUAGACGUUUUAUUUUUCAA
Diospyros lotus (date-plum) is the source of this 955-nucleotide messenger RNA. Its product is annotated as NAD(P)H:quinone oxidoreductase. Gene Ontology annotation, molecular function: FMN binding; oxidoreductase activity. Bases 87 to 698 code for a protein of 203 amino acids. The record is from RefSeq and is a predicted model, not a curated record. Gene Ontology annotation, cellular component: cytosol. The transcript has 3 exons. NCBI's taxonomy places the organism in Eukaryota, Viridiplantae, Streptophyta, Magnoliopsida, Ericales, Ebenaceae.